UCCGGUUCAACAUGGCGCCUCCCACACCGCACUUAGCUGUUCGAGGAUCAGAGGGAACAUUUCUGCUCCUUGGACCUCCACACUGUGAGGAAAGCCCCACUUUUCAACGAGAUGAGAGACAGGGCAGAUAUGUUGCUUUCAGCAGGGAUGGCACUUUAUUCGGCUGGAGUAAUGGAGACAAGGUCAGUGUGGUUAAAAUGUCGACUGGAGAAUUGGUCAAGUCCUUUGAUUUACCAAAAACUGCCAUGCUGGGAUUCUCUCCUCUGAACAAAGUGCUGGUAACAUGGAAGCAAUACACAAAAACACAGGACAAUCCUCAGGGGGAUGCAAACCUCCAGCUGUGGGACCUGCAAACAGGAAACUGCAUCAAAGCUUUCUAUCAGAAGAAAGCAGAGGGAUGGUGUCCGCGCUGGGCAUAUGAUGAAAGCAUUGCAGUCAGAUGUGUAAACAAUGAACUUCAUUUCUUUGAGAACAACAACUUUGAAACAAUUGCCAACAAACUUCACCUGCAAAAGGUUUCAGAGUUUGCUCUGUCUCCAGGACCUCAGCCGAGUAAGGUUGCUGUGUAUGUUCCUGGAAGCAAGGGUGCCCCCUCAUUUGUAAGGCUUUAUCAGUACCCUAAUUUUGGUGGUCCUACCUCAGCGCUGGCCAACAAAAGCUUCUUUAAAGCAGACAAGGUGGCCAUGCUGUGGAACAACAAAGCAAGUGCAGUUUUAGUUACAGCCAGCACAGAGGUGGAUAAAACUGGUGCUUCAUAUUAUGGAGAGCAGACUCUGCACUAUCUGGCUACAAAUGGGGACAGUGCAGUGGUGCAGCUGCCGAAGAACGGUCCUAUUUAUGACGUAUCAUGGAGUCCCAACUCUUCUGAGUUCUGCGUUGUGUAUGGCUUCAUGCCUGCCAAGGCCACCGUCUUUAACCUGAAGUGCGAGCCUGUAUUCGACUUUGGCACAGGUCCACGCAACGCUGCGUUUUACAGCCCACAGGGCCACAUCCUGGUCCUGGCAGGAUUCGGAAAUCUGAGAGGCCAGAUGGAGGUGUGGGAUGUGAAGAAGUACAAGCAGGUUUUUAAACCUGAGGCCGCAGACACCACUUUCUUCUCCUGGUGUCCUGAUGGGGAGCACAUUGUCACUGCCACAUGCUCACCCAGACUCAGGGUUAGCAACGGCUACCAAAUCUGGCAUUACACCGGUACAGUCCUGUACAAGCAUGAAACGCCUUCAGGUAAAGAACUGUGGGAGGUCGUCUGGCAGCCGUUCUUACCUGGAACAUUCCCAGAGAAAGCAGUGAAGUACCAGGCUGCAUCGAGUGAGCUCGGAAGUACUCAAGCUAAACCUGCUCAGGCUUACCGACCGCCUGCACUCCGCAACAAACCUGAAAGCAGCAGCCUUAAACUGCAUGAGGAAGAACCUCCACAAAGCAUGAAACUUGGUGCUGGAGACAAGCAGAUGUCUAAAGCAGCUCUGAAAAACCAAAGACGACGAGAAGCUAAGAAAGCAGCUAAACAGGAAAACAAGUCUGAUGAAGCCCCUGCUCCAGAGUCUGAACCUCAGCCUGUCCGACAAAAUCCUGCACCAUCUACACAUGGAGAUCCUGAAACUGACAAAAAGAUUAAGAACUUAAAAAAGAAACUGAAGGCUAUUGAUGAGCUAAAGGAGCAGCAGGCAGCUGGGAAACCAAUGCAGAAAAAUCAGCUGGAGAAGAUGCAGAAGGAGGAGCAGCUGCUAAAGGAACUUGAGGAACUUGAAUUAGGACUGUAAAGAACAUUUUUCAACAUGUAUACAGCUCUACAGUACAGAUUAUUGCAUAUUAGAAACUAAAGCAGAGCACUUAAUGGAAAACAAAAAAUCAUAAAAACAUCAAAAACCCACUGAACAAUAAAACAAAUAAAAUAUUCAAAUUUUCUUUCUGCCUCAUAUAAACCUACAGUGAUCUCUGAAACAUUGGCCGCUUUUUUAAAAGCAUAAUUACUAUGCAACAUUCUGUACAGUCUUUGAGGGACGUUCUGCUAGUCUGCACAUGUAGUAAAACCAGUCUGAUGGAAUCUCCCUGCUGUGGUAAACACGAUGUGUAACAUUUGUAAUAGAUUUAUGGAAAAUGUUUCACUAAAUUGAAUUGAGGAAAAUUUGUAUUUUGGUCUGAACAUGUUUUCUCCAUGCUUACAAAAUCUGUAAAAUCUCCAUCCAGUCGGAAAAAUAAAGGACGGUCAUACCAAACAAA
Molecule: messenger RNA, 2217 nt
Organism: Trichomycterus rosablanca
Lineage: Eukaryota; Metazoa; Chordata; Actinopteri; Siluriformes; Trichomycteridae
Gene: eif2a
Product: eukaryotic translation initiation factor 2A
Exons: 14
Coding region: 12-1757 (581 amino acids)
Biological process (GO): translational initiation
Cellular component (GO): cytosolic small ribosomal subunit
Molecular function (GO): translation initiation factor activity; tRNA binding; ribosome binding
Source: RefSeq, a predicted model, not a curated record